AAUCCCGUCGCUACCAAACGAAAUCGCUUUGCAAUGUCUGGCCCGCGUCCCAAGACGAUACCACCCUGUCCUCGCGGGCGGUGUCGAAGCGAAUCAGAUCCCUCCUCUCCUCCCCAGACUUCUUCGCCGCCCGAUCAGCCCUCAACUGCACCGAAUGCCUGCUUUACCUAAGGUUUCAAUGCCUAAACGGCCAGCCCAUGCUCUGGUUCACGCUGUUUCGAAGCCCCAACCUAAACUCCGACGAAAAUGUGUGAGGUGAAUGGAGUAUUGUAUUUGAUUGAGGAUUGUGACUGCACUAUUAAAUGGUUUGAUGAAAGAGUUGGAGUGUGGGAAGAUCUUGAGCUUGUGAAUGAUAGAGGGUUGUUGCCUAAUUACUGGGAUGAACCACCCUUGAUGGUGAAUGUGGGAGGGAGGUUGGUAAUUCUGUGGGAGGAUGAUUUAGAUGAUGAUUUACAGAAUGAUGCUGUAACUUCAGAUUUGGAGCUAAAAGCGGGAGUAUGGUGUGCGGAAAUUGAAGUGAAGAAGGAUGGGGACGAGGAUGGGGAUUUGGAGGGAGAAGUUCUGUGGUCGGAGAUGGUCUUUUCGAAGGACGCAUGGUUGAAUGAUGCGCAGGGCUUUUUGUGUACUUGUAUGCCAGUUUCUUUGUGAGGACUGGCGAUGCAAUGGAGGAUUGGUUAAUCCAAUAGGUAGCAACCGCCACAAGAGGUCCACCGAUGAGCCAAAACAGUACCGGG
Messenger RNA from Morus notabilis, 734 nucleotides. Its product is annotated as putative F-box/kelch-repeat protein At1g61540. The coding region runs from base 247 to 648 and encodes 133 amino acids. The record is from RefSeq and is a predicted model, not a curated record. NCBI's taxonomy places the organism in Eukaryota, Viridiplantae, Streptophyta, Magnoliopsida, Rosales, Moraceae. The transcript is spliced from 2 exons.